Molecule: messenger RNA, 945 nt
Organism: Trichobilharzia szidati
Lineage: Eukaryota; Metazoa; Platyhelminthes; Trematoda; Strigeidida; Schistosomatidae
Source: the annotation of a GenBank genome assembly
AUGGUAGAGACAUUACACGAACUACUUGACGGUCCAAGUGAAUUUGUUGCGGCUGGCCUAGAGCGUUUUCGUCCAAUUCAAGAAAUAAAACAACCGGCUAGAUACCUGAGUCGUAGUGUAAGUCGUACGAAAAAUCAAACUAGAUCACCAAGUAGCUCAGCUCUACCCCCAAUAAAGCAGACUUAUGAACAGUCAGAUAAAGUAUGUGAUUCAAAUGGUGGAUACACUGUCUGUCAGGUGUUCAUUAAAUCUGGUCAACAUGAUCCACAAACAGGCGAACAGUAUUCAUCUAUUUGUACAGCAAACCCAACAAUUACAAUUUGUAAUAAAUACCAAUCUACUCAACCUAUAUUACUCAGAUCCGCUUAUAUUUGUACAAUAAAUCAAAACAAUAAUGGAAAUACACAACUUGAUCAAGGUAACGAGUCAAGUGGAUCUGAUGUCAUAAGUAGUACACUGACUGGACCAUUUUGUCCAGGAAGUGUUGAUUAUUUUGAAAUACCCCUAAAUGAUUUUGGUGAAAUCAGUAAAAUACGCUUGAGUCAUGAUGGUUACGGUAAUUACCCUGAAUGGUUACCUGAAGAGAUAUGCCUAAGAUUAUCACCGGGUAAUGCUAAUCAGUCAGUCGACUCAUUAAAGAUGUACUCUCAAAAUAAUCCCCCUUCAAAUAAAUUUCAAAACUCAGAAGAAGAAACUAGUUUUUCAUCUCCAACCGCAACAUCAUGUGAAAUGACAUUUCCAUGUAUGAGAUGGUUGUCAAGAUAUAAAGCAGACGGUAGUCUAGUGCGUGAAAUCGCUGCGCCUGGAACACAAAUACGUGAUCAAGGACGCUUAUUUGGCAGAAUCAUGAAAGCAUAUCCCUUAGACAUUGCAACAUUAUUUCAACAAGAAGAAAGAUCUCCUGGUAAGUUAAGCGCUGAAAAAGUUGUCCUUACUGUUCGUUGA